Effrenium voratum is the source of this 1050-nucleotide messenger RNA. The record is from the annotation of a GenBank genome assembly. NCBI's taxonomy places the organism in Eukaryota, Dinophyceae, Suessiales, Symbiodiniaceae.
AUGGCUUCCUCCUCUGACCAGACCAGUAGCGGUGCUUAUCCGGCAACAGACACAAAGAACGACGACAAUGAUGAGCAACAGGUAAGCCUCAUCUUUGACGAGGAGUAUGUGAAUCAACUAGUCAAUGAGAACAAGGCGUUGCGUUUGGUGAUAGCCUCCGGGUUUGGCUUUGAAAUGCCAGGCACCAUUGAUGGCAUCAAGUCCAACAUCACACGCAUUACUCAAGCCCUAGAUGCACACCAAGAGAAGUUGAUGACCCUGACUGCUUCACAGGAACCUGUGCUGUUGGUGAAGUUCAUUGACCAACCCACACGGGCAAUGCCUUUCACGCCAGACAUUCGCCGACCGUUGAACACAGUUGCCCAGUUCAAGACCCACGUUCUGGACUACUUGAACCUGAACAAGAGCAAGACGGCUUACCGGAAGUAUGUGUUCCGUGUGAAUGAGAACCACUUGAUGAACAACAGGGAGAGUUGUCUAAACCAUGUGAGACUUGGAUACACCGUCUUCGUCAACCCUACCGGGCAAGGUGGCGUCAAGUCCAUCAAGAAGGAUGAGUCCAACGACAUUAUGAAGCGAACAAUGGUUCAUGAGAAGAAGCAAACGCUCCGUGAAGCCGAGUCCAACCUCAAUCUGAGCAAGUUCCUUACAACUACCCAAGUGGUGGAAGACGCCAAGGUUCGCCUAACAAAGCUCUACACCGAUGCAGAGUCCAACCCCAUCAGGACAUUUCGGAGUCUCCUUCGCAACUUGCCCACCGACCAGAUUGGUACAACCGAGGAAGAGUCCCCUCUACUGAACAUCUUCAAGAACAACCGCCCCGACAGUCGCUUGGACAAGGUUGGACGUGCAAUCAUGGAGCCCAACUACAGCUCGCUGUUUGACUUGUCGGCGGAGGUGAAUGGCUUGAUGGAAACAGUAGAGCUUACGUUUGAUGUUCUGGCUUCGGAAGCGUUCCUUCGUCCUCAUGGUGCAUGGAACUGGUCAGAGAUGAGGAAGGUGAUUGUCAGUGAAAUCAGUUUUCGCAACGGCGAUGAGUUGAUGCGUUAA